Marmota monax (woodchuck) is the source of this 6425-nucleotide messenger RNA. It is a transcript of the gene Tpm3, whose product is annotated as tropomyosin 3. NCBI's taxonomy places the organism in Eukaryota, Metazoa, Chordata, Mammalia, Rodentia, Sciuridae. Gene Ontology annotation, cellular component: actin filament. The record is from RefSeq and is a predicted model, not a curated record. The transcript is spliced from 10 exons. Gene Ontology annotation, molecular function: actin filament binding. Gene Ontology annotation, biological process: muscle contraction; actin filament organization. Bases 80 to 937 code for a protein of 285 amino acids.
CAGACAGCAUCUCCUCCUUUCUUGUCCUAGUCUCUAGUUCUCCAUUGUUCACAGGUAAUCCCACCAACAGCCCCUGCUCAUGAUGGAGGCCAUCAAGAAAAAAAUGCAGAUGCUGAAGUUGGACAAGGAGAAUGCUCUGGACCGGGCAGAGCAGGCUGAAGCGGAGCAGAAGCAGGCCGAGGAAAGGAGUAAGCAGCUGGAGGAUGAAUUAGCAGCUAUGCAGAAGAAGCUGAAAGGGACAGAGGAUGAGCUGGACAAGUAUUCUGAAGCCUUAAAGGAUGCCCAGGAGAAGCUGGAGCUAGCAGAGAAGAAGGCAGCUGAUGCUGAGGCUGAGGUAGCCUCCUUGAACCGAAGGAUCCAACUGGUUGAAGAGGAGCUGGACCGUGCUCAGGAGCGCCUUGCUACUGCCCUGCAAAAGCUGGAGGAAGCAGAAAAAGCUGCUGAUGAGAGUGAGAGAGGUAUGAAGGUUAUUGAAAACCGGGCCCUAAAAGAUGAAGAAAAGAUGGAACUCCAGGAAAUCCAACUCAAAGAAGCUAAGCACAUUGCAGAAGAAGCAGAUAGGAAGUAUGAAGAGGUGGCUCGUAAGUUAGUGAUUAUUGAAGGAGACUUGGAACGCACAGAGGAACGAGCUGAGCUGGCAGAGUCUAAGUGUUCUGAGCUGGAGGAGGAGCUGAAGAAUGUCACCAACAACCUCAAGUCUCUUGAGGCUCAGGCGGAGAAGUACUCUCAAAAAGAAGACAAAUAUGAGGAAGAAAUAAAGAUUCUCACUGAUAAACUCAAGGAGGCAGAGACCCGCGCUGAGUUUGCCGAGAGAUCGGUAGCCAAACUGGAAAAGACAAUUGAUGAUUUGGAAGAUGAGCUCUAUGCCCAGAAACUGAAGUACAAGGCCAUUAGCGAGGAGCUGGACCACGCCCUCAAUGACAUGACUUCUAUAUGACUACCAUCGUUUCUGCUCUGUUCUGGAUCUGCCCCUUCCUGGGGAACCCAGCACCCACUCUCGCUCUGGAUUCUAUUGGUCAGCCUGGCUGGUCCCCAAGGCAUCAGGGUGCAGGGGACACAAAGCAACUUAUGUACUCUAUUCUACCCCCACCUCAAAUUAAAAUGCUAAGCUGCUGAAAGCCUCAUGCCACCCUGCAUUUGUGUCAUUGACAAAGCUGCUGCAAAACGUUGGGGGUGUGAUGUGGAGAACAGCUAUCAUAGGCUCCCCCUCCGUUGACUCAGUAGAAUCAAAGCCACUUUUGUAUCUAUUUUUUCCUGACAUUUAAGCCUGCCUUAUUGGAGUCUGUCAGAGUGGGAGGCUAAUAGAGGUUCCCUGGGUUAGGAAUUCUAGUGUUCUUGAGCUAAAUGAGACCAUCUGAAUCCUUCACUUCCAAGCUCUUAAAUCAUCUGCUUAGACUGUUUCCAUUCCCUCUUUAGGUUCUCCUCCUUUGACACAGUAAGGUUGAAAGACCAUCACAUAUGCUUUAUCCUUUUCUCAGUGGUUCAGAAUGCAUCCUCAGACACCCAGUGGAUCUGUGUACGUCACUACUAAAAUUGACUAAUUGUUUCAUCCCUACUCAGAAGAACACACAAUGGAUUGAAUUCUCAACAGCUUUGCAUUUUCUUUAAACCUUUCUUACAUAUUUGAGGCCUGCUAGCAUGUGCUAGUGGGAUAUAAGACAAUGGUAAAUUAUUAUUGGAAAGACUAACACAAACAAUUAUUCAUAUUUCAAAUAAUGUGCAUGUGAGGGUAAUGAUUUAUUAUAUACAUAAAUCUCAAAAAAUUGUUCCUGGUUCAUAUCAUAGAAAUUAAAUAUCAACAUUUCAGUUAACAAUUUACACAGCAGAGAUAAUUCAGUCUGAAUAGUGUAGCUACCAGUUGUACUAAUCAAGCAUUUAAGUAUUGUUCAUGUAAUCUUGAAGUUUCUUAACAGAAUAGAUAUUUGAAACUUGUUUUUAUUUUAAGUAGAUACGGCCAGGUGGAAAAGUUUUCUCUAGUUUUAAAACUUCAAGUUUCAUGUCAUAUUUAGUUUUCUUUCUGUCAAUACCAUUUCUUCUGCCACUAGAUUGAUUUAUCCAGCAGACACAUUGGUAUUUUCUAGAUGUAGGGUUAGGGUGAGGACACAAAGAUGGAGUCACCAUCCCCAGUCUCAGGUUGUUUGAACUCUAGUAAUAGAAAGAAAACACGCAUAAAGAUGAGUGCCAUAGAUAAUAAAGUCUGCGGGUGUUCAGAGGUGGGAAGAGAUUGAUUCCAGUGGGAAUGAUUUGGUUAGUAAAGACUCAUGAUAGAAGGCACACAGUUGAUACUGAAUAAACAUGUUCAAACUUACCUCUUGGGGCCUGAGGCUGUAGCUCAUUGGUAGAGUGCUUGCCAAUGUGUGAGCACUGGGUUUGCUUCUCAGCACCUCAUAUAAAUAGAUAGAUAGGUCACUGUCCACUGACAACUUAAAAAAAAAUGCCUCUUCAUUUUCACUGGGUUCCAAAAGAUUGGAUUUUUGCUGGGUAGGUGGCACAUGCCUAUAAUCCCAGCAGCUCAGGAGGCUGAGACAGGAGGAUCAUGAGUUCAAAGCCAGCCUCAAGCAGAAAGCAAGGCUCUAAGCACCUCAGUGAGACCUUGUCUCUAAGUAAAAUAUAGAAUAGGGCUGGGGAUGUGGCUCAGUGGUUGAGUGCCUCUGAGUUCAAUCCCUAAUACCUGCCCCCCCAAAAAAUAAAAAUGAUGACUUUCAAUUCUCAGUCAUUUGCAUACCAUUUUUAUGACAUUUGCCAUAUUUGCAUGUUGCCUACUUUAUUAUUCAAAUCUACUCUUGUUUUUAAGUUUGGUGCAUUCUUACUCUACACAAUUGUUUUGAAAUUAAAAGGUUUAAUGUGCUAAUGUCUUUUCCUAAUGCACAUUAAAAAGGGAAGGAAAAAAAAACCAUAGCUCCAGAGACUUGGGAGGCUGAGGCAGGAGGAUUGCAAAUUUGAGACCAGCCUUGGUAACUUCAACUUAGCAAUACCCUUUCUCAAAAUAAAAAAGGCUAAGAGCUGGAGAUAUAGCUCAGUUGGUAGAGUGCUUGCCUCGCAUGUACAAGGCCCUUGGGUUCAAUCCCCAGCACCACAAAAAAUAAUAAUUUAAAAAAUAAAAAGGUCUAAGGAUAUAGCUCAGUGGUAGAACACCUCUGGUUCAAUCCCUAGUACCACGGGGUGGGGGUGGGGAUGGGGAUAAAUGAAUAUAUAAAUAAUAUAUAAGUUUACAGGUACAUACUGUUUGAAUACAUACUAUUACAUACACAGUACUGGCAAUAAAUUUCCCAUACUUAGGUGAAUAUUUGGUUGGUUAAGUUAUUGUGGUUUACCAGGAGAGUAAUUGGGGUCUGAACUAGAGUGGCGAUAGGGUUAUGGCACUGAAGAUGGGUAUUUGGAAGAGCCUGACCCCUAAACGUAAGAAGGAAAAGUCAAGGUGCCUGUUUUUUGUGUGUGUGUGUUUGCUGGGGAUUGAACCCAGGGCCUUGUGCAUGAGAGGCAAGCAAGCACUCUACCAACUGAGCCAUAUCCCCAGCCCUAGGUGCCUGGUUUUAAAACUUGAAAAUGGUGAUGUUAGAGAUGUAAGGAGGUCUCGCCAUCCUGGUUUGGGGAGCCAGGAGAAAAAGGAGAGAAGAAUAUAUCAAAACAUUGGCAGGGCAGGUAAAAAGAUGCUGAAGCUCAAAGGGGAGAGCUUGAUGUGAGAGGUUUGGGGAUCCAAAAGGGCAUAGAUCGUUUAGGGCAUGGAAGCACAUUACAAGCAUAAAGGACAAUUGCAAUGUAAAUAGAGUUAAAGAGGAAAAUCAUGUGUUGAAGAGAAUGCCAAAUGGAACUAGUUUUAGUUUUGGUCCUUGAAGAAGUUUAGCAUGGGAUUCAACUUAGCAAUACUCUUUCUCAAAAUAAAAGGGAUUCUUAAUGUCAGCAGAUAGGUUGAGAAAUAAAGGUAAUUGAAGAAAGGUCAUUCAUUGAUACUCUAAUAAUUCAAGGGUACAUUUGAGCAUUUAGGUCCCAGGGGGAGAAACCAGAUUCAAGGGGCAGAAGCAUACUGAUGGAAAGAAGGUGUAUAGGCAGUAUGGAUAGCUUAUAGCAGUAUUGCCCGUUUGGCAGUGAUGGUUGGUAUAGUGGUAGUCAUUAGCCGUAUGUGGUUGAAAAGCACUCAAAAUGUGGCUAGGCUAGAAUAUGAGAUAGCUAAAAUUCUCAUUUAUUUUUAGUUCAUUUCAAUUUAAUUAGCCACAUGUGUCUAGUGGUUACUCUAUUGGACCAGUGCAGUUCUAGACAUUUAGUAUUUUUGAGCAGAACUUGGCUUUGGUGCAGAAAAAUAUUUCUUAGAAAGGAAAGAAGAGAAUAGAGAUUGAGAGAAAAGGGAGGUAUUUCAGCUUUGGUAGCUCCUACUUUAUCCCACGGGCAGGACUAUUGUGAGCAAAGAUAGCCCUACAAGCUAGGGCAGUGGAAUAAAACACAAAAUACCAUGUAGUGCCCAGUGUUAAUGAAAAUUCCUCUUUUAAUGCUCUGUAUCCUUUAAGGAGCCAUCCUUUAUUACUUGAGCCUGGACUAGCUGUGAGGUUAAGGCUAAGCAUCGAACCAAAGCACUUGGCCCCUUAACUUCUUCCCCUCCAGGAACCACAGGCUAUUCCUGUAGUUUCGAUGAGGAACAAAGUGUGGCUGAACCCAGGUAUCUGAAGGGAGGAACUGACCUGCUAUGUUCCGCAGGCUUACCUUAGCCCACACCAGUUUCCUCCUUUCAUGGGAUAUUGUUCAAAUAUUGCCUGGCUCCAGAGGAUGAUUCUCUAAUAGGGCAUUGCUAAACUACCAGACCCAAUGGGUUCUCUGCUUUGCCUUGUUUUGUGUUGCUUUACUGUUUCCUGGGACCCAAGAACCUUAAUGAACUAGUAUCCAAUCCUGAAUUUCCAGUUAUUAGGGCAGAGUUCAAAGCUAAGUUCAAGGUGAGAUGACAACUGACAUUUGUCUUUCUGACCUUAGUUUUUAGGGAACUCUGCAUUCUGGAUUUAUUUAGUAAAGCAAUAAAAUACUCACACCCCACCCCUGUGUCUCUUUAUUUCUUCCCUAAAUGGAACAAAACCCUCAUUAACCAAGCUGUUUUGAGGGAUAAGAUCUUAAUAAUACCCUUCUUUCCUGAGACAGGAGUGGGAAUCCCACAAACUAAUGUGGAUAUAAAUGAGAUCUAUGUAUAAUAUGACAUCACAGUUUGAGAAAUGAGAGUUUACAAGUUUAUCAAGGAUGCAAUAGCAAUUAGACUAGUGCAGCCCCAGAAGUCUUAGAGUUUAUAGACUAGUACUGAGCUUCUCAAUGGUAAGCUUUGUCAUUUAGGGUAGGACAAUUCUUGAACAUAAAAAUGACCCUGCAUAUUUCUGUCCCCUGGCUAGUAAUUACCUUAGAGCCUUCCGGUCAUUGAGACAGUAAAAACCUAUCAGUAUAUAUUUCCAUAUUCUCUGGGAGAGAUGAGGGGCAAUAAGAACCACUGGUUCUUAGCCAGUGGCAGUCAUCUGUAGUCCCCAGCUACUCAGGAAGGUGAGACAGGAGAAUCACUAGAAUCCAGUAGUUUGGGGCUAACCUGGGCAACAUAACAAAACCCUGUCUUUUCUGUUAGAACAGAAACAGAAAAAAAAACACACACUGGUUUAAUGGGUGAAAUUUUAAAAGUCCUAGGGUCCAGGAGUGACGGUACAUGCCUGUAAUCCCAGCCACUCAGGAAGCUGAGAUGGGAGGCUGAGACAGGAGGAUUGCAAGUUUGAGGUCAGCCUCAGUGACUUAAUAAGGUCCUAAGAAGCUCAGUGAGACCCUGUCUCAAAAUAAAAAGAGCUGAGGAUGUGGCUCAGUGGUUAAGUGCCCCUGGGUUCAAUCCCUUGUACCAAAAAUGUGAAAAAUAAAAAAGCUCCAGGGAAGGGAGGUGUAGCUCAGAAGCAGGAUGCUUGUCUAGCAUGCUUGAGGCCCUUGGUUCAGUACUCAGCAUUACAAUAAAGGAAGUCUACCCUGAUUUCUGCCUCCCCACAACUCUUCCUAUUGGGGAUUCUACCCAGUCCUUACGCCUGAUAGGCAAAUGCUCUGCCAUUGAGGUUUUGUUUUUUGAGACAGUCUCCCUAAGUUAUGAGGCUGGCCUUAAACUUGCUCUCUCUCUGCCUCAGCCUCCUAAGACUGAGAUUAUAAGCAUGGGCCACUGUUCCCAGCCCUAAUUUUGCUCUUAAAUGUAGUGUCAUUCCUUCUCAGGCUCUUUUUUUAUAUAUAUGCAUGCUUUCUGUGUUGAUAGUGUGCUGUUGUGAUGGGCAAAAGGUGCAACUUAUGCAGUCCAGAGGGAGAAAUAAAGAAUGUCCAUGUGCUUCUGCCCUAGUCAAUGCUUUAUUCACUUAAAUCAUUCAAUACAGUUUCACUCUAUAGGUUCUUAUUCAAGAAAACGUCAAUCCUUAAUGCUAGGCACUGCAGUAGACAUA